Messenger RNA from Prosopis cineraria, 1703 nucleotides. RefSeq names its product mitogen-activated protein kinase homolog MMK2. Lineage: Eukaryota; Viridiplantae; Streptophyta; Magnoliopsida; Fabales; Fabaceae. The record is from RefSeq and is a predicted model, not a curated record. Gene Ontology annotation, biological process: protein phosphorylation; intracellular signal transduction. Bases 309 to 1436 code for a protein of 375 amino acids. The transcript has 6 exons. Gene Ontology annotation, molecular function: ATP binding; MAP kinase activity. Gene Ontology annotation, cellular component: cytoplasm; nucleus.
CUUGCCCAAAUCAUAACUCAGAAUCGCCACUGAAGAACACAACACAAGAUAGUGAGAUUGCAGAAAUUCACUCAAAGUCACAAUUCACAGGCACCACACCGAUCUCCAUUAAAAGAUCAGUAAAGGUACGUUUGGAUUCACGGGUCAUCAAGCGUUUUCCAGUUCAAAAGUUCACAAGCCACGCAUAGACUACCCUCCACACCUACCAAUACCAACGCGUCAAUUUCUCCUCUUCUCACUUCUUCUCCCUCAAAUCUUACUUUAUUGUGUUUGGAGUUUGGACCUCAAAGAGGCCGUUUUUGCUAGACAUGUCUCUGGAGUCCGCCUCUGCUUCUGCUGAUCAUCAUAUCAGAGCCGUGCCCACCCAUGGUGGACGCUAUGUUCAGUAUAAUGUGUUUGGUAAUCUCUUCGAGGUGUCAAGGAAGUAUGUCCCUCCGAUUCGGCCCGUGGGCAGAGGCGCUUACGGUCUCGUUUGUGCUGCUGUGAAUGCGGAGACACGUGAGGAAGUUGCCAUUAAGAAGGUUGGCAAUGCAUUUGACAACAGAAUAGAUGCCAAAAGGACCUUGCGAGAAAUUAAACUUCUUCGACAUAUGGACCAUGAAAAUGUGAUGGCCCUCAAAGACAUCAUACGACCUCCACAGAGGGAGAACUUUAAUGAUGUAUACAUGGUUUAUGAGUUAAUGGACACUGAUCUGCAUCAAAUAAUACGUUCCAAUCAACCAUUGACUGAUGAUCAUUGUCGGUAUUUCCUGUAUCAGUUGUUGCGGGGUCUAAAAUAUGUACAUUCAGCAAAUGUUUUGCACCGUGAUCUAAAGCCUAGCAAUUUGCUCUUGAAUGCCAAUUGUGACCUUAAGAUUGGAGACUUUGGUCUUGCUAGAACUACAUCUGAGACUGAUUUUAUGACUGAGUACGUGGUUACUAGAUGGUACCGUGCUCCAGAAUUGCUUCUUAAUUGUUCAGAAUAUACUGCAGCCAUUGAUAUAUGGUCUGUAGGUUGCAUCCUCGGUGAAAUCAUGACAAGACAACCUCUCUUCCCUGGCAAAGAUUAUGUUCAUCAGCUGAGACUGAUCACAGAGCUUAUAGGGUCACCUGAUGAUGCCAGCCUGGGAUUUCUACGAAGUGACAAUGCCCGUAGAUAUGUAAGACAGCUUCCACAAUAUCCAAAGCAACAAUUUUCUUCUAGAUUUCCAAACGUGUCUCCUGGUGCUGUUGAUUUACUGGAGAAGAUGCUUGUUUUUGAUCCAAACAGGCGUAUUACAGUUGAUGAGGCUUUAUGUCAUCCGUACUUGGCACCUCUCCACGAUAUCAAUGAGGAACCUGUUUGCCCUAGACCUUUCAGUUUUGAUUUUGAGCAACCAACAUUCACUGAAGAAGAUAUCAAGGAACUUAUCUGGAGAGAAUCUGUGAAGUUCAAUCCUGAUCCCCCAAUUCACUGAUAUUUGCAUUCUCUGCUCCUGUGUAUGCUUAGUGAAAUUCUGUAUGGUUAGAUGGAAGGUUGUUAGUUGUCCACUAGAGUUAAAAUAUAUAUAUAUAUAUAUAUAUUUCAAAAGUACAGAUUGUUGGGAGUUGUCCGUGAUUCAACUCUCAUCUUACAUUCUUGUUUGCUUGUAUUAUUGAGAUCUCUCCUGGAGAGGAUCAGAAGCUAAGCAGCGUUCUGCUUUGGAAGUUCUCACAAUAUUUAAUAGCGCCAACUUCUUGUUUUA